Molecule: messenger RNA, 1011 nt
Organism: Lactuca saligna
Lineage: Eukaryota; Viridiplantae; Streptophyta; Magnoliopsida; Asterales; Asteraceae
Source: the annotation of a GenBank genome assembly
AUGAAAUCCCAAAAAAUUUUAAACCCCGCUUUCUUCUCCUAUAUUCGUAUCAAUCUGUUCUGUAACAUCUCCUCUCCUUCAUCUCCGCCCGUCACCCACCUCCACUACCUCCAAACCACACCGACUCUUCAAGCCUACACAACGCUCACCGUUCCACCUCUUCCCUACCCUACCGCAUCUACUAAGACUCCUCAGGUUUACAAGCCCAAGCUUGUAGCUAUUGGCAUAGAACUAGCUGCUGUUUGGGAAGCUAUCUGUCAAGCACAUGUAACAGGCCAAUGUGUCACAAUUCAAAUGCUUGGGAGACUUGCAGCAUUAAGAGAACUUGUUAAAACAAACUUAUCACAUUACUUAUUCACCGAGUUCCGUCCACAAGAAUUGAAGAAAAACAGUUUGAUGCAGCAUCAUAAUGAAGCUUCAAAUGAUUCAGACCUUGUAGAAAUGGAUGAUCAUUAUUCAGAUGAAUUUUUUGAUUUUGAUGAUGAAUCGGAAUGUGACUACAUAAUCACUCUUCCAGAAGAUCAAACUGUGGAAUGUACAUUGCUAAAAACUGUUGGUGCUGACUGGCUUAAAUGUGACAAGCAUGAAGAUCAUCUGGCUAUUUGCCCUGGGAGCAUUGUCCACAAAUAUGCAGCUGAUGGUAUCCCAGAAUUCUUCAUUGUUAUUAACUUUCAGGAGCAAAUGCAGAUGAUGUCUAUGGACCAAAUGGCAGGUGCAAACAUUCCAUCUUUGGCUGCUAUGGAGCAGACCCGAAUGCUAGCACACACUUUAGCUCAGAACACCAAUCCAAAGUUUCAGAACUGCAAGUUCCUUCAGUUUGUUUCAAAGAUGAGUCAUGGGGAAUUGACUAUUGAGGAUAACCAGGUCAGGCCUGCAGGUGGGGACUGGGCAAAUGAAUAUCAACAUCAAUAUAAUGCAGGCCCUUCCUCUACCUCUUGGGCAGAUCAGUAUGCAUGUGAAGAGGCAAGUAAAACUUUUACCCUCUUAUUCUUAUCAACAAGUAUCCAAUGA